Triticum dicoccoides is the source of this 4261-nucleotide messenger RNA. RefSeq names its product wall-associated receptor kinase-like 6. Lineage: Eukaryota; Viridiplantae; Streptophyta; Magnoliopsida; Poales; Poaceae. Gene Ontology annotation, molecular function: ATP binding; calcium ion binding; polysaccharide binding. The record is from RefSeq and is a predicted model, not a curated record. The coding region runs from base 1211 to 4036 and encodes 941 amino acids. Gene Ontology annotation, biological process: cell surface receptor signaling pathway; protein phosphorylation. The transcript has 5 exons. Gene Ontology annotation, cellular component: plasma membrane.
UGCGCAUUCCGCCGAGCAGCUCGCGGGCAGGCAGGACCACCGCGCCGGUCGGCGCCCACCGGCGGCGAGGCGCGGGUCCCCCUCUCCCCCUCCUCCUCCUCCGAUGCUGGCCCAGCGUCCGGGUUAGCGGCUCGCCUCCUCUCCCGCUCGGAGCACUCCGCGCUGCUCGACCUGCCUCCCCUCAGUCAGGCGGGUAUAGCUCGGUGUAUCCCCUCCGUCCGCAACGGCGGCUUGCCGAGCAACGCGGCCGGCCGGGAGCAGCGACGGGGCUCGUGUUGCCUCGCUCGCUCGCUCUCGGCGACGGCGCAAGCAAGCAGCGACCAACGCAUUCUUCUUCUUGGAUGACCAUCCGCAUCUUCUCCGCCACAGGCCCUUGAGUUUCUCGGAUCUUUCCUAGCCAGGAUGAUGCUGGUGCGUCUCCAUCGAUCAAUACAUACUCCUCCACCUUAACUACAAGUUCACAGAUCACACACGGUAUGGUAUGAAGUCUGAACACAGCUUUGAUGCUUCUGAAUUGUCAAAAUUGACUACAUUUAGCCGCGCUUGCGUUGUGUAAAUCUUGCCUUCCUCUGCACAACAGUGGCUGUCAACAACUAGCACAAGUCACAUGAGUCUUGUUCACCUUCAUGUGUCUUUGAUGCUGCAUCGACAAUUUAGUCGCGCGUUCACAAUCGGCGUCGUGUCCAUCUCGCCUUCAUGUGCACCAGCGGCUCUCAACUACUAACACAAGUCAAAAAAGUCUUGCACAAGCUUGUUCCCUGUGUCACCCAGGCACAGGUGGCGUUCCCUCCUCCAUUGAUGAAUUGUGUUAACGAGAAUUGUAUGAAUAUUGCUACUUCACAUAUGAUGUUGGUUCCAAGAAAAAACAGAGGUCAGCAAGUCUUGCACAAGACCACACAAGUCAGCAAACCUGUAUUCAAGAUGUUGAUGUAUGGCACGAACGCAGACCACCAAUUCAUGACCAAGUGGAAUUCCCUAUUCUCCUUUUUGACAAAAUCUAUCGUGACGUGCUUCGCUUGGUUGUCGACAAUGCAUUCUAGAACUUAUUAUACGCACGAAAGUCUUCCGGAGUUCCCACGGGAGAGAGCGGUGAAGUCUUCCGGUUGCUCUGCAAAUCACAUCUUUGAUAUGCUUCUGCUACACAAUACAGGGAGGGUGCUCUAUUCUCUCCCACCUUUUGGGUUCAACAAACAAAAUUCUGUUAGCCAGCAUGCGGCUGGUGCUGUUGUUGGUGUGGUUGUGGAGCUUGGCACCCACUGCCAUGAACACCAAGGUGGCAUCUGCAGCCCCUGAUCCUCCAUCUGCCCCUAGCCUCGCGCACUGCCCCAAAACCUGUGGGGAUGUGAGCAUCUCGUACCCCUUCGGCGUCGGGCCAGGCUGCUUCCGGCGCGGCUUCGACCUCAUCUGCGACACCACCACCAAGCCUCCCAAGAUCUUCCUAGGCAACACCACCACCCAGGUGAUCAGCCUCUUCCCUUCAGGAACCGUCCUUGCCUCCAUCAUGUACACCAUCCCCAUGGUGCCGGGUGUUGGCACCUACAACCUGUCUUGGGAGUCUCCAGGGAGGAACCUCAACAUCGCGACCUACAACUACCUGGGGUUCCUCGGCUGCGGCAUCGGGGUCUACCUGUACCACCCUGACACGGGUGACCUCGUCGGCCACUGCACGAUUAAGUGCGCCUCCAUGGCGAGCUUGCUCCUCGUGACGGAAGGUGGAGGGAUCUGCAAUGGCAUGGGCUGCUGCACCGUCACUUUCCCCGUGGCGUUCCGAGGCUUUAGGGUGACCAUCGUGAAGAACAACGAGACGGUACCGCAGCCUUUUGCUAAUAUCACCAUCAAGGCUUUCUUGUCAUUCCGCCCGUAUAUGUUUCGUAUCGCGGACCUUUUGUCUGAUAAGAUAAAUGCGAGCACUGUUGGUGCUUCCUCUGCUGCGUACCUCUCGACUGUGAUCACAGAUAAGCCCAAUUGCGCUAAAGCUCGGUCGGAUGAUAAGGCGCGGUAUGCCUGUGGCAGUAGCAAUUGUGUGAAUGUGACAAAUGGAGGCUACUCCUGUACCUGCUCUGGCAGUUCUGAUGAUGGUAAUCCCUACAUUCUUGAUGAUUGCAAACAAGAGUAUAAUCAUACCCCCAAAAUGAACUGUUCUAGAUCAUGUGGUAGCACAAACAUUCCUUUCCCCUUUGGGUUUGAACCAGGGUGUUAUGCUACCAGGAGAUUUCAACUGAAUUGCGCAUCCAAUCGCACUCUUAUUGGCAGGCCACCUGUAAAAUAUGAAGUGACAAAUAUUUCAUUAGAUGAUGGACUGCUAUAUGUUAAUAAGCUUUCAGAGUUUGAAGAUGCCAACAUGAAUUAUCUAUCAAUAUACUACGGUGGCUCCGGAUACUUUGGUCAGCAGCUAGUAUAUGGAUUGGAUAAGUCUGAUUUAUCUGAGGAAUUUGGUGUCUGGAGGUGGUCUGCGGCCAAUCUGACAUGUGAAAAUGCAAAAAACGACAGUGCAUAUGCAUGCCGUAGCGCGAAUAGUGAGUGUAUUGGUGUCACACAUGGAAAACUCUACAUUGGUUACCGAUGCAAGUGCUCUCCUGGCUUUGAAGGAAAUCCUUAUGUCCAAAGUGGAUGCACAGAUAUUGACGAGUGCCUGUUACCCAAUAGCUGUAAUGGGACAUGCUAUAACCUGAAAGGAAGCUUCCGUUGUUGCCCUCAUGGCAUGUUCUUUGAUCCAGUAGGAAAACAGUGCACUCCCGAUAAGCGGCAAAAUCUUAUUUUGGGGGUUUCUACUGGGAUCGGCAGUGGUUUUGGAGUGCUAGCUCUUGCACUGGGUGCGAUUAUACUAGUGAGGAGAUUGAAGAGAGGCGCUCAAAGGAAAAUCCGAAGGGCAUUCUUCAGAAAAAACAAAGGCCUGCUCCUGGAGCAGCUGAUCUCAUCCACCAGUGAAAGCGUCACUCACAGCACAAGGAUAUUUUCCUUGGAAGAGCUAGAGAAAGCAACCAACAACUUUGACCCGACGCGUGUGCUCGGGCACGGAGGCCAUGGCACCGUCUACAAGGGGAUUUUAUCCGACCAGCGGGUGGUGGCCAUCAAGAAGUCCAAGAUGGUGGAGCAGAGCGAGAUCGACCAGUUCGUCAACGAGGUGUCCAUCCUGUCCCAGAUCAUCCACCGCAACGUGGUGAAGCUCUUCGGGUGCUGCCUCGAGUCCGAGGUGCCGCUUCUCGUGUACGAGUUCAUCUCCAACGGCACGCUCCAUGACCUCCUCCACGGCGACCAGGGUGCCAAAUGCUUGCUGACGUGGGACGACCGUAUCAGGGUUGCUCUGGAGGCUGCAGGGGCGCUUGCCUACCUCCACUCGUCUGCCGCGAUGCCGAUCUUCCACAGGGAUGUGAAGUCUGCCAACAUACUAUUGGAUGACACUUUCACCACCAAGGUCUCGGACUUCGGCGCCUCCAGGUCCAUCUCCAUCGACCAGACUCACGUGGUCACCAUCGUGCAGGGGACAUUCGGCUACCUAGACCCAGAGUACUAUUACACUGGGCAGCUCACCGAGAAGAGCGACGUCUACAGCUUCGGCGUGAUACUGGUCGAGCUCUUAACAAGGAAGAAGCCAAUUUUUCUCAACAGUCUCGGCGAGCAACAGAACUUGUGCCAUUACUUCCUUGGACGGCUGAAAGACGAAACCGUCAUGGAUAUUAUCGAUUCUCAAGUUGUGGACGAGGCCAGCCAGAGCGAGAUCGACGAGAUCGCGUCGGUCGCCGUGAUGUGCUUGAGGACUAGAGGCGGGCAGAGGCCUAAGAUGAAAGAGGUGGAGUUAAGGCUGCAGCUUCUGCGAGCCAGGAGACGACCUCGUAGAACACACGAACAGGAGCUGCGAAGGGACGGCGACACCAAGCCAUCGUUGUCAACUCCAAUGAAGUCCAGAUCCACUUCUGUGGCCAUGGCCAAGAACGUUGAGCUUGGUGUCGUCGCUGUUAAUUCGUCGUCGCAGGCUCUCACGAGGUGCUACUCCAUGGAGCAAGAGAUGGCAGCUUCAUCAGAGUUUCCUCGUUAGAUGCAGAAUCUGUUACGAAGAGGGCUUCCCAGUGUGCCGUUUUGUUUAUCGAGACUGUUGCAGCACCUGGAUUUUAGUUCGAGGGUGUCACAAUUCAAUCCCUGUAACUAGUGGUGACUAGUGGAAGAAUGUGUGCACAAAUUCAGUGUAAGAAUGUCCACACCGGAUUCAGUGUAAAAGUCUUAUUACCUUUUUUUUUACCCCUCAAAUUUUGGUAGCCAGGAA